CUCCCGCCGCUCCCAUGGAGCUCGCCAUGCCGGACUCGCAGCAGCCGGAGGAGGUUGUCACGCCGGAGUUGCAGGAGCUCGUCGCGCCGGAUUCGCAGGAGCCAGAGGAGGUCGUCACGCCGGAGUUGCAGGAGCUCACGCUGGACUUGGAGAUGGAGGUGGUGCCUGACUUGUAGAUGGCGCCGGACUCCAUCAUGCCGGAAUUGCCGGAGCUUGCGCUGGACUCGGAGACGAUGGUGCCAGAUUCCUUGCCGCCGGGCUCUUUUUUAUGUGCUCUCUGUCAUCUCGUCCAUGAGAUCCGCCAAGCAUGGAAUCGUGCGCACUCAUGGAGAUGGCCAUGCUCUCGCUGCGGUCUCGUCCACGCGGAAUACAGACUCAGCGCCAUGAUUUACGGCCUUGACGAGUUCAAUUGCGAGCUUCUCAUUCCCGACCUCGACAAUGUCAUGAUGCAUGGCAAUACUGUCAUGUUACCUGCACACAUGCUCAAGAUGCUCGAUAAGAAGCACGAGCGUGAGCUAGCUGCCAGGAAGGACCACACCAAAGCACUACAAGAGUGGCCUCGGCUUCAUCUAGCAAAGAUGGAUCAUAAGGGAUAGAAGUUGGCAACCGAUCUUCUCUUUCUAAUGUUUCCUUUUGCAUGUGAGGAAUUUUGAACUUAUUGCAUCCUUUCACC
Molecule: messenger RNA, 673 nt
Organism: Panicum hallii
Lineage: Eukaryota; Viridiplantae; Streptophyta; Magnoliopsida; Poales; Poaceae
Exons: 2
Coding region: 177-596 (139 amino acids)
Source: RefSeq, a predicted model, not a curated record